AUGAUGUUCUUGGAGCUCCUAGUGGAAAAAAGUGAUUGCUUUCCUUUGGACUUGCUUGUCUUCAACAUAGCUUUGGCCUUCUUCAAUGGCGUUCUUGCUGUAAUUGCGUUUUCUCAGCUGGUCAGGAUUCACAUGCGCAAUCGACAAAGUGGAUGGACACGCCAAAAAGUACUCCACCUCAUGAUUGGCUCUUCUAACUUGGGUUACUUCAUAUAUUUUACAUCUACGUUGGUUGCAGCUUGUAAGAAGUGGUUUUGCUGGUCUAAUGUCUGCGGGUUCAUCCUAAUGGCCUACCCCAAAAUUCUGUUUCUCGCAGCUUUUCUUCUACUCCUAUCCUUUUGGGUCGACCUUUGCCAUCAGGCAAAUGAUGACGAGGAGGAUGACGAGGACGAUAGCAUGCAGCAGGCCUUGUUGGAAAAUUCAAAGAAUAAACCUAAUUCAUCAAACAAAGAUGGUCAUCGAAUUUGUUGUUCAUUCCAAAGCAUUCAUGUUGGAAGUCACCAAAAAUUUGUGAUUGCGGUUGUUGUGCUUGUCCUUGUUCUGAUGAUGUCAUUUGCUGUGGUAAUCUGGAUCGGUGUGGGUAAGAAUCCCAUUGAUUCUUCAGCAGUGGCUCAGGCAUAUGAAGACUUUCUUGCUUUCACAGUUCUUUUAUUAGGAGGAGCAUUAGGUUGCUACGGUGAGAGCACUGACAACUUGCAUCACGAGCAAGUCCCAUAUAAGAAAAACUUAUGA
This is a messenger RNA of Prunus armeniaca (apricot), 732 nucleotides long. Lineage: Eukaryota; Viridiplantae; Streptophyta; Magnoliopsida; Rosales; Rosaceae. The record is from the annotation of a GenBank genome assembly.